AUGACCGAAGUGUCAGACGAUCGAAGGAGAUCUGAUGAAUCGAAAAAAUCAUCGAGAAAAGAUAGAAAACGUCGUGAUAGAAGUAGAUCACGUUCUCCAUCCAAGAAAUCGAGGAGAAAUGAAGAGCCGGUAGUUGAAAAUGGAGAAUCUACUAUUGAAGAAGGUGAAAUCGAAGAAAAGCCACGCGAAUUGACAGCGAGAGAACUCGAAAGACAACGACUUCUUGAAGAAGAGUUAAAAGCAGAUCAGUUGGAAGAUGAUGAGCCAGUUUGGUCAAUGAGAAAGGCGCAAGAAGAAAAGAAAAGUAGAACUUGUCCAUAUCUUGACACUAUUGAUCGAAGUGUUCUUGAUUUCGAUUUCGAAAAACUGUGUUCAGUCUCGUUGUCACAUCUCAAUGUAUAUGCCUGUAUGAUUUGCGGAAAGUAUUACCAAGGCCGCGGAACAAACACACACGCGUAUAUGCAUGCGUUAGAUACUGAUCAUCACGUAUUUCUCAAUUUAUCAACUCUCAAGUUUUACUGCCUUCCAGACAAUUAUGAAAUCGCUGAUCCAAGUUUAGAAGAUAUCAAGGUAAAUUUAAUUUUUUUUGAAAAUGAAUUAUAAUUUUCCAGUAUGUGCUAAAACCAACUUAUACAAAAGAUAUGAUUUCAUCGGUUGAUAAACAGACAAGAAUGGCUCGAGCUUAUGAUGAUUCUACAUAUUUUCCUGGAGUUGUUGGAUUGAAUAACAUUAAAGCUAAUGAUUAUUGUAAUGUGAUUCUUCAUGUAAGGCAAUAUUUCAGCAAUAUCAAAAUCAAUAUAAAAAUUUCAGGCUCUUUCUUCCGUUGGCCCUCUUCGUGAUUAUUUUCUAGCCGAGGAAAAUUACGCUAAUUUGAAAAAGACCACCCGGUGACAAACUAUCACUUCUACCACAAAGAUUUGGUGAACUCAUCAGAAAGUUAUGGAAUCCACGAGCUUUUCGAACACAUGUUUCACCUCAUGAAAUGCUUCAAGCUGUUGUUGUUUGCUCGAAAAAACGUUUUCAGUUUAUCAAACAAGGAGAUGCUGCUGAAUUUUUGACUUUUUUGAUAAACACUUUGCAUACAGCAUUGAAUGGAACUCAAAAGAAUAAUUCAUCAAUCAUUUAUAAGUGAGACUGGGAUAUUUUUUUCGGAGGAAUUCUAUUCAAAAAUAAUUAAAUUUUCAGAACUUUUCGUGGAAAAAUGCGUCAAUAUUCUCGAAAAGUAAUACCAUCGGAAGAUUCUGAAGAAGAGCGACGUCAUAAAUUAUCAUUGCCAGAAUAUCAAGAAACAUCAUCUGAAACACCUUUCCUCUACUUGACUUUAGAUCUUCCACCUCCACCUUUAUAUCGAGAUGUUCAAUUGCAAAAUAUCAUUCCACAAGUUCCACUCAAUGUUUUGCUGGAAAAAUUCAAUGGACAAGUUGAGAAGGAAUAUAAAACAUAUAAGGAUAAUAUUAUGAAACGAUUCGAACUUUUGAAAUUGCCCGAUUUUUUGAUUAUCACUUAUAAAAGGUUUCAAAAGAAUCAAUGGUUUGUCGAGAAAAAUCCAACUAUUGUGAAUUUCCCAAUUUGGUAAGUUUAUAACUGUUUUUUAUAUUCAAUUUCUAUGAUGAUUUUGUUUCAGCAACAUUGAUUUGUUCGAUUGUUUAGCUGAAGAUGCGAAAAGUUCUCAUAAAUUCACAACAUAUGAUCUCAUUGCAAAUAUUGUACACGAAGGAAAAUAUGAAGAUGGAAGUUAUCGUGUUCAAAUUGUUCAUGAAGGAUCUGGAAAAUGGUUUGAACUCGAAGAUUUACAUGUCAAAGAUAUACUGCCACAAAUGAUUGUUUUGGCCGAAUCUUAUGUUCAAGUUUGGCGAUUGAAUAAAGGAAAAAACGAGAGAAGAAAGAACAUCGGAUGGUAUUGA
Messenger RNA from Caenorhabditis angaria, 1904 nucleotides. The record is from the annotation of a GenBank genome assembly. NCBI's taxonomy places the organism in Eukaryota, Metazoa, Nematoda, Chromadorea, Rhabditida, Rhabditidae.